Caenorhabditis angaria is the source of this 4317-nucleotide messenger RNA. Lineage: Eukaryota; Metazoa; Nematoda; Chromadorea; Rhabditida; Rhabditidae. The record is from the annotation of a GenBank genome assembly.
AUGUCGAGUCAAACUUGCAAUUCUUGUCGAGGAACACGAUUUACGUUAACUGAUGGUUUUAUGUAUUGUGAUACAUGCGGUGCAAUGCUAGAAAACUUCGAGGAACUCGAAGAAGAGGAUGAGCAACGAAUUAAUGUUGGAAGAGCAAAAAUUCGGGUGAAAAAGAAGAAAGUUGCUGGUGGACGAGCUCAAGAAGGUGAAGAUGAAGAAGAAGAUCAAGAAAAAGAACGAAAAGUUAGAAGUGAGGAGGAUAAAAUGCGCGAAAAAUCGAAAUUCUUCACCUCGCAGCCUGGAACCUCGCAGGUUAUUCCACCAAAAUCCACACCAGAUUAUCUAUAUCGAACAGGAAUCAGGCUAGCAACAUUUUCCCAACUUCUUUCAAGAUGCGCAAAAAUUCUAGUCAAUGAUUUGAACAUGCCGCCCGAGUACAAUGGAGCGUGUUUGCGAAUUUUUCAAAAAUAUUUGUCACAUUGUCAAAUCGCAUUUUGCAACGAAGAACUCACAGAUGACGUGGAUUUGCAAUUCAGUGCAAUUGUUGAGAAUAAAGAUUAUGAGAGAGAAGAGGCGGAGAGAAAAAAGAGAAAAAUUGAAGAGCGAAAAACGAAAGGAUUGAAAAUAUUGGGACAAUCUACGGCCGCUUGGCAACUUUUGACGCAAGGAAAUUUGGAUGAAACACUAGCGCAAGAAGAAGAAGAGGAAGAAGAGAGUACAUUAGUUGAGGAGACGCAGAAUUUGACAUUCGCUGAUGGAGAGGGAUUUUUGAAGAGAAUUAAUACCAGGAUUUCGAAGAAUGCGGUGAAAAAAGCGUCGCAGAUUCUAUUGAAUUUGGAAUUUUUGGCAGCAAUUUUGUAUUUUGCCGCGAAUUCGAUUGGAUGUAGGAAUUUGCUGAUUUCGGAUAUAAUUCGAUGGUUGAGAGAAGAUCGAUUCGGAAUUUCGAGAAAAGAGAUCAAUUUGUUGAAUCGUGGAGGAUUUGAGAAAUACAAAUCGAAACAGCAACAAGGAGAAUGGCAGAGUUUUUUGGAUUUUCAUGAAACCGAUUUGCGAUUUCCGCUUUAUGAGAUUUAUCGGGUGGUGGUGUUGAUGGAACAGAGUUUGGAGUUGAAAAUGGAGGCGGGAGGAUUUGAGAAGGUAAGUUUUUGGAAAAAAAUUUGAUAUGAGCAAUGCAAGUCUUCCCGAAAUUUCAAGUCGAAGUCAAAAAAUUUCCGAAAAUUUUGAAUUUUUCGAAUUUCCGCCUUAAUUUUGUGAUAAAAAAAUUGGAAAAUUGAAAAGUUUUUAGAAUUUUGAUUUAAAAAAAAUCCAAAAUCUCGAAAUGUCAGAAAAAAGUCAUUAAUAUGAGCAAUACUGAAUUUUAGUUAUUGCUCAUAUUAAACUAUUGCUCAUAUUAAACUAUUCUAGUCUUUAGGAACUUCUCUCGAAGUUUUGAAAAAAAUUUUUGAAUUUUUCGAAUUUCCGCCUCAAUUUUUGACAAAAAAAUUGGGACAUUUUUCGAAUUUCCGCAAAAAAUUUUCAGAAAAACAAGAGGUCAUUAAUAUGAGCAAUGCUGAAAUUUUAGUCAUUGCUCAUAUUAUUCUAAAAGAAAAAAUGCUUUUUUGAUGCAUUGCUCAUAUUAGACGAACAAAAAAGUCAUUAAUAUGAGAAAUUUUAAGGCAUUGCUCAUAUUAUAAAUUUUCCAGCUCUCUGCUCGACUAAUCGAUAAUCUGAAUCUUCCCUCCGAUCUCCACCAUCGUUGUCUAAUUCUCCACUCUCUCAUCCCGUGCAAUUUCGAUUUUUGGCAUCAAGCCAACUCAAAAAACGGCUAUAGUUUAGCCGAACUCGCUGACAUGAAACCCAACACAUCUUACGCCGCUUUUAUGAAUUGUUUUGGAAAUCGCGAAAGUUUGUUCUACGAAUCUAGUGAGGAAGAAGUUCUGCUAACUCCCGAAACCAAGAUUUUAGCCUAUAUUCUUUUUGCACUCAAAUUAUCGAUUGAUUUGGAUGGGGAAGUUGAAAAUGAAAAUGAAAAUGAACAUGAGCUGAAAUUCGACAUUGACACAUAUUUGCAUCAACUCGAAAUGCGUCUAAAAUGUUGGCAAGGUCACGAUAUUUCAAAAAUCCUUCGAGAAUCCGCAAAAAUCCCGGAAAUCGCGGGAAAACUACCGUUUGGCGACAAUUUUCAUCCGCAAAUUUUGACUUGGGAUGUGGGAAAUUUGAGAUGGAGAAGACAAUAUGGGUUUAGACAAUGUGUUCCGAUGGAUUUGGGUUUUGAGAAGGUAAAUUUUUUGAAUUUUUCAUAAUAUGAGCAAUGGUUGGAAAAAAUGCGGGAAAAUAAUAGUUUUCUGAUAGAAAAAACUAUGGACUUUGAGCUCUAAUAUGAGCAAUGCUUAAAAACAUGCUGAAAAUACUUUCUUUAACAUGAGCAAUCUCAAAAAGUUUUCAAAAACCUCUAACACAAGAAAUUCAAAACAUUGCAUUGCUCAUAUUAAACUUUCAAACUCUAAACAUGAGCAAUCCCUAGAAAAUUGAUUAUUUUAACACAAUGUGCUGCUCAUAUUAAAAAAUACCAAUAAAUAUUUCUUUAACAUGAGCAAUCCACUAAAAUACUUCCUCAAAUUUCCCCGAAUUUUUCCAGACCCACAACCUGCCAACAAUCUUCAAAACCCGCCAAAAUUCGAUGCAAAACGACGAUUUUCAGCUUCCCGAAGCCUUGCUUUCCCCGCUAAAAUUUCAGAGACGUGUGGUACGAAAAGAACACGUUGAAUAUGAGGAUAAUCUGAAGACUUUCAACAAAAGUUUCCUGGAUUUGAAAAUUGUUGAGAAUUCUGGGAGAAAUGAGGAUUUCGCCGCCAUUUUUCCGGCUGCCAAACGAUAUUUGGUGAGUUUUUUUUGGGAUAGACAGGGUUUUGCGGUUUUUAAAAAUGAAAAUUUUAGGCCACGCCCAUAAAAGUGUGCGCUGAAAAAUUUUUUUGCAGAAAUUUGACAAGCCCGAUCGAACCAGCAAAUGUGUGGCGAGGAAAAAUCGAGGAGAGGUAACUAUUUUUUGGCGGGAAAUUUUGAAUUUUGAAAAAAUUAUUCGAAACAAUUCGAAUUCUCAGGCAAAAAGUUGAAAAAAAGUUUCUAAAAUUUAUUUUUUCACCAGAGAAUCCCAAAAAUCCCCCAAUUUUUCCAGAAUUCCUCAAUUCACCGAAUUUAUCUUUCACUUCAAACAAUUCAAGACAUUUAUCUCUGCGCCGAAGACUCGAUUUCACCCCGCUUCGAUUUUUUGCUCAAAUCGUUUGCUCUCACAAUCGGCGAAGAUUUUCGUGCAAUCUACACCGCAUUUUGUAUGCUCGAAACGCAUUUCUUGCAACCCGACAAGAUUCACAAAUUCAAAAGCGCAUUUUUGAAUUCGGACAAUUUGCCGAUGAAUUUUGAAAAGUAUCGAAAGACUGGAAAAUAUCGAUGUUGGCAAGUUGGAAUAACUCCCGAAGAGCCGAUUUCGAGCAUUGAUGAAUUGGAUUUGUUCCGAUUUUCAGACGCUUUUUGUUUUGUGGAAGGUAAGAUGAGCUUAAAAUUAAUCUGAAAUUUUCCACGUGGCACUGUUUUUGAGCUGAAUUUUGAAGUGUUCAGAAAAUUUGCAUGAAAAUUUUGUGCCACGUGGAUUUUUGGUGAGCUAAAAAUGAGCUGAUAAUGCGAAAAUUCGAAUUUUCAAAAAAAAAAUCCGAAAAAUUGUCCUCGAGAACUACAAAAUUUGAAAAUUUUCGUGCCACGUGGAUUUUUGAUGAACUAAAAAUGAGCUGAUAAUGCGAAAAUUCGAAUUUUCAAAAAAAAAUUCCGAAAAAUUGUCCUCGAGAACUACAAAAUUUGAAAAUUUUCGUGCCACGUGGAUUUUUGGCUCGAAUACUUAUAUUUUUGAAAGAGCUAAACUUUGUUGAAAAAUUUCAAAAUUUCGAAAAUUUUUAAAAACUUUCCUAGAAUAUUUGAUUUGUCACAUAAAAAUUGAAUUUUUGAGAAAAAUUAGUGCCACGUAGAUUUGAGUUUCAAAAAAUUUAAAAUUUUCAUUUUUCAAAAUUUCCUAAUUUUUUCCUCGAGAACUACAAAAUUUAUUGCCACGUGGCAAAUUAUUUGAAUUCAAAAAUUUUUUUUCCAGGAACCUCUGGCGAUGUGGAAUUAUCCAGUGAAAGCGACGACAACGAAGACGAGGAGGAAAAUAAUGAUAAUAAUGUUAAUUACCCGGCUGUUUUGCGCAGCUUGCGAUUCCGCGGCGACGAAAAUUCGCAGCAGCGACGCGAGUUGCGAUUAACAAAUCGCGCCUUUGAUUUUGACACGAUUUUUGCGAUUUUGUCGCUGAAAAACUGGUAG